AAGAAACUUUCGACUACUGUUUCCUUGACUCGUUGUACAGCAGUUGAGACCUGCGGAUCCCUUUAGACUCUCGAGCAAAAUAGAUAGACUAUUGUUCACGAACAUUGACACACUUGUUAAUUUUUUCCCGUAUUUAGUCAAUUUCUUCACAAGGUUUAGUAAGCGACGUCUGAACGUGCCCAGAAGAUAGAAGCCACAGUUUACGCCUCUUUGGUUUCACGUUAUUUUCUUUCACGGAAAUCGCUCGUGUUCGCUGGAGUAAUUAAAGUUCAAGUGAUAGUGAUCGAAGGAGAAGUUCGGCAUCUUGCGCGAAUUUUGUUCUUUGUUCAAGAAGAUAUCAUGGCAGAGGCCGUUGCUAGUCAGCCAAGCUUGGCGGCCAACAAUCAACAUGCUCUUUCGCCGAUGAGACCGGCCAAUCCUCAGCCAUUGCUUGCAAAGCAGGAAAACAACUCUGACAAUUUCUGGAAGUCUCAGUUGAAGAUUCCCCCCAAGGAUAGGAGAAAACAAACUAGUGAUGUCACCAAUACCAAGGGAACAAGUUUUGAAGAUUUCUGUCUUAAACGUGAGCUGUUGAUGGGCAUCUUUGAAAAGGGAUGGGAAACUCCCUCGCCCAUCCAAGAAGUUGGAAUUCCUAUGGCUUUGACUGGGCGUAACAUCCUGGCUCGUGCCAAGAAUGGAACUGGAAAAACGGGUGCUUAUUGUAUACCAGUUUUGGAACAAGUGGUUCCCUCUGAGCAGCACAUUCAAGCUUUGAUUGUUGUGCCAACACGUGAACUGGCUUUGCAAACGAGCCAAAUCUGCAUUGAACUUGCUAAACAUUUGGACAUUCGCAUUAUGGUGACUACUGGAGGUACUGACCUGAAGGAUGACAUUAUGAGGAUUUUUGGAAAAGUGCAUGUUGUAAUUGCUACUCCUGGUCGAGUCUUGGAUCUGAUGGAAAAGAAAAUUGCCGUGAUGGACCGCUGCAAGGUCCUUGUUUUGGAUGAGGCUGAUAAAUUGCUUUCGCAAGACUUCAUGGGUAUGUUAGAUCGUAUAAUUUCGUUCCUCCCAAGCAAGCGGCAGAUAUUGUUGUAUUCGGCGACGUUUCCUGUAACUGUCGAGGAGUUUAUGAGGAAACAUAUUGAUAAUCCUUACGAGAUUAAUUUAAUGGAAGAACUAACGCUGAAAGGUGUGACACAAUAUUACGCGUUCGUCCAAGAACGACAGAAGGUCCACUGCCUCAAUACGCUCUUUUCCAAACUGCAGAUCAAUCAAAGUAUUAUCUUCUGCAACUCUACUCAACGUGUGGAAUUAUUGGCGAAAAAAAUCACUGAACUGGGAUAUUCGUGCUAUUAUAUACAUGCUCGUAUGCAACAGGCUCACCGAAAUCGAGUCUUCCAUGAUUUCCGUAAUGGGCUCUGCCGCAACCUCGUAUGCUCUGACCUGUUCACUCGCGGUAUCGACAUUCAGGCUGUGAACGUGGUCAUCAAUUUUGAUUUCCCCAAGAUGGCCGAGACGUACCUGCAUCGAAUUGGUCGCUCUGGUCGAUUUGGACAUUUGGGUAUUGCCAUUAAUCUGAUUACCUACGAGGAUCGAUUUGCCCUGCAUCGCAUUGAGAGUGAAUUAAGCACCGAGAUCAAGCCCAUUCCCAAGGUAAUUGACAAGUCUCUUUACGUGGCUGAGUUCCAAGAAGAUUCUGAUGAACAAUCGGGAAAAUAAAAUAGGAAGAACGUCUUCGAAAAACGCGCGUUAGGGUUAUAAGAGCAUCAAAAAGAAAAAAAAAAGUUGAGGAAGUGAAUCUUGUAAGUGAAAUUAACUGAAGGGUCGUUCACUGGGACCAAUGCAUUUGAGAUCAGAAAAGAAAGGCACUCGUUAGCAAUUGCGUGUAGUUGCAUGAGAAAAAAAAACAUUGUACAAGAAUUAGAAUACUUUCCACGUGCGCCAUCGAAGACUGUUGUAAAUAUGUAAAUUACCGCGGUGGUGAAGAAACCGAUUUUUUCAGUUUAGGAGGAAAAUUUGUUUUUGUUUUUUGGGUAAAAUGUUUUGCGUGAAUGGAAUGAGUGAUUGUUGAGGCUAAUUACGUUAGGGCGGUUGGUUUCGAUAAAGUUUGAAUUCCUAAAGGAAUCUAGGUAUGAUGGAUUUGAGAGCGUCAGUUUGGUAUACUUUGCACUGCUUUUGGAAUGGAAGGAUCUCGCUCCCAAAAGCAGUCCAUUGAUGAUGUUACAAUGGCACUCCAAGUGGAAUGUACCAGCGAUGUAGGUGACCGCCCUCUACAUUUUAUAUAUAUCUAGCCGACCUACUACCUGAAUGUGAUUUGUAUAUUUGUUAUGUGUUGUACCAAAAUUCCCGUCGAACUGUGUUUGGUUGGGACUUUUUGUACUCCCCUGAAAACCGAAUGUGACUUUACGCCCGCCGUUAGGCAGCAGCUUUAUAUCCCGAACGCGACAGUUUGUUGAUUGAACACAACCGAACGUGACCUGAUGUAACGAGCGAGAUCUCAAGUGUUGUCAUGCACUUCUUCCCUCCUGUAUACCCCUCAGAAGUCGACUUUCAAAA
This is a messenger RNA of Daphnia carinata, 2535 nucleotides long. It is a transcript of the gene me31B, whose product is annotated as ATP-dependent RNA helicase cgh-1-like. Bases 340 to 1698 code for a protein of 452 amino acids. Gene Ontology annotation, biological process: cytoplasmic stress granule assembly; P-body assembly. Gene Ontology annotation, molecular function: ATP binding; mRNA binding; RNA helicase activity. The transcript has 11 exons. The record is from RefSeq and is a predicted model, not a curated record. Lineage: Eukaryota; Metazoa; Arthropoda; Branchiopoda; Diplostraca; Daphniidae. Gene Ontology annotation, cellular component: P-body; cytoplasmic stress granule.